CUGAACCAGACCAAUUUAAGUUCUUAAUGAAUCACAUGUUCUCAAACAUUUUAAGGAUUUCAUGUUUUUUCAACUAUGGGAGAGCUGUCAGAUAAAUUUUGACAUCAAAUUAUGCCUCUUCACUGUGUUGAAGACAGAAGAAGUCCAACAGAAAUUGAAGAGGAUGAGGAUUCCUGUCCAAGUAUUUGGCAGCAAUGUCCUGAUUCUAUUCUGCUUCAUAUAUUCUCAUUCUUAGAAGCGAAACACUUGACAGCCUCCUCACAAACCUGCAAGGAUUGGAACAGAGUUACAAAUGAUGAAAGCUUAUGGAAAUCUCUGUUAAAUGCUAAAUGGGGAGUGAAAAAUCAAAAGUUACCACCAUCAAAAGAAAGCUGGAGGGGUGAAUACAAACGUUUGGAUUUUCACUCGCCCAUCCAUCUGAGUGAGACCCUGACAGACCAUGAUGAUGAAGUACUUCAUGUCAGCUUUUCUCAUGAUGGCAAGUUAUUCUGUACCACAUCAAAAGAUGCUACUAUCAAAGUUUGGAAUGUAGGUGAUCCAACAACGAUCAAACACACUAAAAGUUUCCGUGAUUUGUUGUCAUGGGACUUCACACAGUUUUCUUGUUUUAAUCAGAUUGACACGUUAUUACUUGUUUCCAGUGUAAAAACAACAGAUUUUAUGGACAGAAGAGGUUAUGUUGCUAUUAUUUCUCUUCCUCAUGAUUUCCGUAUUAUCCGUGUAGUAUCCAUGGAUCCAUCACAGUUAUUUGGAUCUUGGCUGGACAAUAGCACAUUCCUUGGAGGCUGUUUGGAGAUCAGUCUAGAUAGAUUCACUACUACUGUACAGAUAGAAUCAUUUGAUGUUCCAGAUGGUUCUGUGGAGAUAAAAGGUGAAGAAAGUGAAAAUCUCCCUGAAGUGGAAGAAGGAACAGGGAGAAAUCUGUUUACAUUUUGUAGUGAAACUGCUAGUUUAAUUAAAUUUUUGACAGUAGCUCAUAUUCCUGUUAAUGGUGACAAGGGACCACAACUCUACUGUGAUAAAUGUGCUAGUCAAGAAAGAGACACAAAUCCAAGAAAAAUUCCUAAACGAGACCAAACACUCUUCACUUCAGACAUAGAACAUCCUGUUCAAUCACCCAGUGUUUUAUAUGGGGAUGAAUGGGAUAAAAACAAUAGUGCUUCAUGUUCAUACAGUUCAACUAGUGCUAUAAAGGAGAACAAUUCUCUGUAUCAUAUAUCAUUGUGUAAUCAAUGUCAAAAUGGAAAUGUUAAUCGUAACUUAAUUUUUGUAACAGGAGAAUUUGCUGUAGCUUUACAUCAAUUAGGAUUUAAGAAUGUUUCUCCUGCAGUAUUAGAUCUACCCAUGAGUCCAUCAGAUGAAUCGGUACAGGAAGGUGAAAGUCACAUGGUGGUCAAUUUUAGUAACAAUGACAUAACACUACGGCCUAUAAGAAUAUCAGACAAACCAGACAACUUAUUAGAUUUAUUUGGACAUGUCACAGGUCUUACUUUGUCAAAUGAUCACAGGUAUUUGUUCCUGAAUUGUAGACCAUGGAUUGGUAAGGUUGAUAGAACUGACCCCUGGGCAACCCCUGACCUGUCACCUUCAAUAGAAAUCAGAGUUAUUGACCUUUGUACACUGCAGGACACUGGAAGACGAUAUCAAGGUCAUAAAGGAUUCUCCCCAUCAACAAUGUGUUGUUUUGUUUUUCUUGAUGUUAGUCCAGAUUAUGUUGGAAGUGGAAGUGAGGAUGCUAAAGGAUACUUAUGGGACAAACAUUAUUGUGUUAAUCUGGCAACAUUUGAACAUUCAUUUGGUGUUGUCAAUGCUGUAGGCUUUAACCCUGCUAACCAAGAAUAUUUAGUAACUGUAAGUGAUGAUUGUACAAUCAAAAUCUGGAGGUCAAAAGCUUUGAUGAAAGACUUCGGGCGAGUUUGAUAAAAGGAUAUAAAGCUUGAAAGAUAUUGGGCGAUUUGAGUAAUAAGGACAAAGCCCUGUCAGAUAAAAAAAUGUGUUGAAUCUGAUUAAAUUAAACAAUAUGUCAGCUUUGAAGAAAGACCUUGUUGUAUUACUAUAGUGCUGCAAUUCAAUGUAAAAAGUCAAUUUAACACUGGCAAGAAAAUUGCUAACAUGUGAAUGUAUAGAAGAAUAAUUACAUUAGAUGUAUGUUUCAUUAUAAUACGUUAUUCUGAUUGGCUAAUUGCACAUCACAUGUUAUUCCGUAAGCAAUUGCAUGAGACAAUAACAUUUCAUUCAUGAUGACACGAGAUCCCACAAUAAAGUGCACAGGUGAAUUUAAAAUUUAAACUUCAUGAAAAACGUGUUUUUAUAAUCCUAGCUAAAAAAUGUAAUUAUAAGUA
Messenger RNA from Mytilus trossulus (common blue mussel), 2342 nucleotides. Its product is annotated as F-box/WD repeat-containing protein 5-like. Lineage: Eukaryota; Metazoa; Mollusca; Bivalvia; Mytilida; Mytilidae. Gene Ontology annotation, biological process: protein ubiquitination. The transcript has 8 exons. Gene Ontology annotation, cellular component: SCF ubiquitin ligase complex; Cul4-RING E3 ubiquitin ligase complex. The record is from RefSeq and is a predicted model, not a curated record. Gene Ontology annotation, molecular function: protein binding. The coding region runs from base 112 to 1920 and encodes 602 amino acids.